This is a messenger RNA of Aspergillus wentii DTO 134E9, 453 nucleotides long. RefSeq lists its product as uncharacterized. Bases 1 to 453 code for a protein of 150 amino acids. Lineage: Eukaryota; Fungi; Ascomycota; Eurotiomycetes; Eurotiales; Aspergillaceae. The record is from RefSeq and is a predicted model, not a curated record. The transcript is spliced from 2 exons.
AUGUCUACUGUCAACUUGGUCAAGUACUAUUUUUACAACAACAUGAUGCCCGACAACCCGAGACUUCUGCGAAAUUAUAUUGCUCUCGCAUAUCAAACAGCCAGGGACAGAAAGCUUUACCCCAAAGCAGUCCUCAUCCGAUCCGUUCCGCACGACACGACUAGCAUUAAUGGAAUCUACCAAAAGGACCCAAAUGGCUGGCACAUUACCUUCUGCUACAAAGACCAACAGCAGCUUGACAACAAGAUGCAUACGGCCUGCCACGGCUAUCUUCCCGCAAAAGACGUCUUCGAGCUGACCAUGUCCACUCAUGUUGCGGAAAAAGCCGAUGCGACAAUAAAGGGCAACGGUAUGGCUGUAUGGCCAUCGGAAGACAUUCUGGAAGUUGCCCCAGAAGUUGGCUACAGUCACCUCCCUGAUCCGGCUGAGACCCGAGUCAUUCGGCCACCCUGA